AUGACCCUUCCUAUUGUUAUGGCUCCUCCGGUGAGGUUGAAUGGACACAUGCAUUCACACCGGGACCCAACAAAUUCAACUAAAGCUGCGACGUACGAGGUUGAGCAGAUAAAUACACUGCCCAUGCGUUCCCGCGCAGAGCUGCGCCUCGUAAGAUCACGUACAAGACCUCCACCAACUGCGGAGUGGUGUCGAGUUGGCGAUGAAAGCUACAAUGGUCCAAAGGUCGAUAUUUGGGCACUGGGCGUAUUACUUCACUUCAUGCUGAUUGGAGUCACCCCGUUUCGUGGAGAGACCGUACCAGAGCUGAAAUCGGCUAUUCUCCAAGGCAGUUUCUCUUUACCACUAUACCUGGAACAUUCGUCCCGAAUGCUGAUUGAGAGCAUGCUCGCGAAGGAUCCCUUCAAAAGGCCGAAAAUCGAUGACGUUAGGAAAUCCAUCUGGCUACGAGGAUCUAGGUUCCCCUCCACUUAUGUCAAUUUACGCACCUGCCAAGAAAGUGAGGAGGAAGCAAGGUCUGAGGUGGCGAAGAAGGUGUGGGCUAUCAUGAACAGCUACGGUAUCACAGAGCAGAUGCUUGAAGACUCGAACGAACGUGGCCCACGGAACGCUUUGAUCGGCACUUACCGUAUCGUUCAGUAUCAAGUGCAAACAGCUGUCAAGGAGCAGGUGUGGGCUAUCAUGAACAGCUACGGUAUCACAGAGCAGAUGCUUGAAGACUCGAACGAACGUGGCCCACGGAACGCUUUGAUCGGCACUUACCGUAUCGUUCAGUAUCAAGUGCAAACAGCUGUCAAGGAGCAGGUUCGUCAUUUUAUAAACUGGUCAGAAAUGUUCCAAAAGCAGUUUCUCAUUCGAAAGCGUCUCAGCUACCACUCAGUCAUCACAAGAGUAGUAGGAUAUCAUGCUCCAAUAUCCCGUUAG
Molecule: messenger RNA, 924 nt
Organism: Cooperia oncophora
Lineage: Eukaryota; Metazoa; Nematoda; Chromadorea; Rhabditida; Trichostrongylidae
Source: the annotation of a GenBank genome assembly